AUGGAGGUCCAGAAUGGAGAUGAACUCUGUUUUCCACAACUGUUCAACAGGUCCUGCAAGAAGCCGACAUUUCAGUGGACUGAAAUUGCUUUCCAGAAAUUCCUGAUUUCCUUCAUCUCUCUGAUCACUGUAGCUCUCAACCUGCUCGUCAUCAUCUCAAUCUCCCACUUCAGGAAGCUCCACACUCCCACUAACAUCAUCCUCCUCUCUCUGGCGGUCACAGAUUUUCUCGUGGGUCUCGUAUUGAUGCCUGCAGAAAUGCUCAGGGACACAUCCUGCUGGUUUCUAGGUGAUAACAUUUGUGUUCUGUAUUAUUAUCUGAUCUGUUCCACUUUAGCUGCUUCAAAUGGAAACAUUAUUCUCAUAUCAGUUGACCGUUAUGUGGCUAUUUGUCAUCCCCUGCAUUACUCCAUCAGAAUCACUUUGGCAAAAGCAAAAAGUUCGGUUUGUCUCUGUUGGCUCUACUAUGCUGUCUACAGCAUUUUCUGCAUGAGAUAUGACCUGAUUCAGCCAGGCAUGAGUAAUUCAUGCAUUGGAGAAUGUGAAUUUGCUAUUCACCAUUCAACACGAACUGUGGAUCUCAUUUUAAACUUCAUAUUGCCAGUCACAGUUAUUGUGGUUUUAUACAUGAGAGUGUUUGUGGCGGCUUUAUCUCAGGCUCGUGCUGUUCACUUACGCACUACUGUUUUCACCUUGCAGAAUUCAAUCAACCUAAAGCCAAGAAAAUCUGAGUUUAAAGCAGCCAGGACUCUUGGUAUUCUUGUACUUGUAUAUCUAAUAUGCUACACCCCAUAUUUUGUUUACUCUUUUGUUGUGGUUAAUGUGACCAGUUCAUUAUAUGCAUCUUUUAUAUUUGUGCUGUUUUUUUUAAACUCCUGUAUAAACCCUAUAAUCUAUGCCCUGUUUUACUCCUGGUUCAGAAAAUCUGUUAAACUCAUUGUCACUCUGCAGAUACUGCAGCCGGGCUCCUCUGAGGCCAGCGUGUUGUAG
This is a messenger RNA of Cololabis saira (Pacific saury), 990 nucleotides long. RefSeq names its product trace amine-associated receptor 13c-like. Lineage: Eukaryota; Metazoa; Chordata; Actinopteri; Beloniformes; Belonidae. The record is from RefSeq and is a predicted model, not a curated record. Gene Ontology annotation, biological process: G protein-coupled receptor signaling pathway. The coding region runs from base 1 to 990 and encodes 329 amino acids. The transcript is spliced from 2 exons. Gene Ontology annotation, cellular component: membrane. Gene Ontology annotation, molecular function: trace-amine receptor activity.